AUGACUGUUGUUUCGGUGUUUGCUCACUUUAUAGCAUCUCUUGAUGCCAAAAUUGAUGAUAUCACGAAAACCCCUUUCACGCCCUUCUACCAGACCAACUAUAAUACUUCGUCAAGCAUCGAGAAGAGCCAGCUUAGCGACAUCAUCGGGAAGAUGGACGGAGCAAUCAACAGUAUUGACUCGGUUAUCGAGCAACUCGCCGAACGCAAAGCCUUGCUUGACUCCACGAAACGCGAACACUCCCGGUUCCGCUCAGUUGUAGGACGGAUACCGGAGGACGUGUUGUCUAUCAUCUUCGAGUACAGCAGUCUUGCACAAGCAAGAGGCAGAGAUGGCUUCUUCAAGUACAGGCCUUCGCUCUGCUUCAACUUCUCCGACACUUGUCGACGCUGGCGAACUGUUGCACUCGGCAAUCCAAAACUAUGGAACAACAUCUUUCUCAAUGCAAGAGCGACUUGGGGCGGAUAUAAACCGCUCCUGCCUUUCUUUGCGUCUUUAGUGCUUCCGUCGCUUUCUGAGCUCAGUUUCCCCUUCAAGUUUGCAAGGGAAGAAGGCGAGGAAACCCAGAUCUUGGAAGCAUUCCUUGCUCGCUCGCAAUGUCCUCUCAAGCGAAUGAACGUGAUAAACCGCACCAAGGACGAGGACAGAAUAUGGAUCGGUGGAUGGGUUGAACGCCUCCGGAGCACUUAUCCGCAACUUCAGCUGGUCGAUGAUAAAUCCUACGAAGAUAUCAACGCUAUCAUGGCUGCAUGGUACUCCUAG
Coniophora puteana RWD-64-598 SS2 is the source of this 762-nucleotide messenger RNA. RefSeq lists its product as uncharacterized. Gene Ontology annotation, molecular function: protein binding. Lineage: Eukaryota; Fungi; Basidiomycota; Agaricomycetes; Boletales; Coniophoraceae. The transcript has 4 exons. The coding region runs from base 1 to 762 and encodes 253 amino acids. The record is from RefSeq and is a predicted model, not a curated record.